This is a messenger RNA of Paramormyrops kingsleyae, 4034 nucleotides long. Its product is annotated as ligand of Numb protein X 2-like. Lineage: Eukaryota; Metazoa; Chordata; Actinopteri; Osteoglossiformes; Mormyridae. The record is from RefSeq and is a predicted model, not a curated record. Gene Ontology annotation, molecular function: protein binding; ubiquitin-protein transferase activity.
UGCCGGCAUGCUGAACACCUUGCCUUCCACAGCCAGUGUCACUAGGCAGCCAUGCAAAUGAGGCUUUCCCACAGUGCACCUGGCUGUUAGGGUGUCCACUGUGCGCGCGUGCACGCACACACACACACACACAGACACGCACACAAGCGCACGCGCCUCCCUCCCUCACACAGACACGGGGCUGGAGGCGCAGUGCACUCGCUUCCGUCAGAGCAGCAGCUCAGCCGGGGAAGUCUUACCCGCACGGCGAAGUCGUUACGUUGCCGCUUGCAUUCAAGGUUAGCGGGAUGACACCGGUGACGGACGGAGCGGGAGCACGGUGCUGGGGCUGAGCACGAGGGCUCUGUGUAAUCGUUUCCAACGCGGCGGGUGGCCAGCGCGGCGCUGGGAGCAUGCCAGGACAGGGGGAUGUUAGCAGCCAGCGCCUUCGGCUGCUGCCCUUGGCAAAGUUUGGCUUGCAGGAGUCUGGCAUGAAUCAUCCUGGAGUAUGAAGCUUCUGGAUCUCCAAUCGCCUGAAUGGAUCAACGCUGCGGCUCGCUGGAGUAGAAAUCUGGGGCAGCGGAGGUGGUGAGGAGAUCUGAAGGAUACAAAGACGCACUGAUUUCUUUGAGCUGAGGGAGUUGGACUAGAUCCUCGCUGCCGUCUGCCAUGACAGAGCCCAGGACCUCGACACCAAGCUCCACCUGGGCACAGGUCUGCAAAGACUGCGGCCAGACCCAUGCCGCACAGGAGAACCACCUGUACGAGUACCGGGAUGAGGUAGAUGACGAACUGGUUUGCCACAUCUGCCUGCAGCCACUACUGCGGCCUAUGGACACCCCGUGUGGCCACACGUACUGCUACCAGUGCCUGGGCAGCUUCCUGCGUGAGCAGGACUUCUGUCCUGUGGACCGGCAGCGCCUGCAGCUGGCCCAGUGCCGACCCUCCAGCCUGCUGGUGCGCAACCUGCUGGACAAGCUGGGCGUGCUGUGUCCCUUCCAGCCAUGCGGGCAGCAGAUGCAGCGCUGUGAGCUGCAGCCACAUCUGCUCAACAGAUGUCCUGGCUUCAGGAAGCUGCGGGAAGAGUCUGAGAAGAAGAAAAGACCCCCAUGGAAUGACCUGAAAGGGAGCAAGACUGAGGUGGAGCCAUCGGGAGGCACUGCGGCCUCUCGCUCGGGAAGCUCCCGGAGCCCUGGGGAGCCGGGCUUGGUGAACCCAGCUUUUGAGGAGAGUGAGGAUGAUGCCCCUAUGAGAUGCAGCCUGGUGGCUGAGACGAACGUGGUGGAGAUUUUUCGCACUGAGCCAGAGGAGGAGCUGGGGAUCCAUGUCGUUGGCGGGAAGGACACGCCGCUGGGGAACAUUGUCAUCCAGGACAUCGUGCGGGAAUCCCUGGCAGCUCGUGAUGGAAAGCUGGCCCCCGGGGACCACAUUCUGGAGGUGAAUGACGUCAGCGUGGCGAGCAUUUCACACGCGCGUGCCGUCGCUGUGCUGCGGCGCUCUUGCCCUGUGGUGCGCUUCACCGUCAUGCAGGAGAAGGGCUUCUCCACCCGCAACCCGCGCCCCGAGCACCACCCGGGCUCUGCUCCUACCGCCUCUGCGCCGGCCGGCCCGGGCCCUGCCCCCUUCGGCACGGUGAUCCAAGUGACCCUGAUGAAGAGGGACCGCUCGGAGCCGCUGGGCAUCAAGCUCAUCCGCAAGUCCGAGGAGCCGGGCGUCUUCAUCCUGGACCUGCUGCCGGGUGGCUUGGCAGCAAAGGAUGGCAAGCUACGCAACAGCGACAAGGUGCUGGCCAUCAACGGGCAGGACCUGCGACAUGGCACUCCUGAGAGCGCGGCGCAGAUCAUCCAGGCCAGCGAGAUGCGGGUGAACUUCGUGGUGCUGAGGCACGCUGAGCCCCAGGGGGAGGCCGUCGUCACCGGGGAGGGGCUGCUCAGGGGCACACGCCGCAACUCAGACCUGCACUACUUCAGGCGGCGCUCCACUUAUGUCAAGGACCCUCCUGAUGGCUUUUCCAGCCAGGAGAAGACUGUGAGCAUUAAGAAGGAGCCUCGCCAUUCCCUGGGCAUCACCAUCGCUGGGGGGAGGGACAGCCGGAGCCAUGUGCCCAUUUACAUAACCAGCGUCCAGCCGGUGGGCUGCCUGCACCGCGAUGGGACCAUCAAAGCCGGUGACGUGCUGCUAAGCAUCAACGGCGUGGAUCUCACCCAGCUGACCUACACGGAGGCCGUGCGGGUGCUGAAAGCACAGGCCUCGCAGCCCAACGUGGUGCUGCGCGUGGUGGAGACCGUCUCCGGCACCCUGACGGAGGAGGACAGCGACGGCGUGAACUGGGAAGAGCUGGAGCCUUUGGAGAAUCCACGGGAGGACGACCUGAACUGGGCCCCGCUGUGGACGCGCUGGCUGGGCCUGCCGAGCCCAUUGCACUGGUGCAGAGACAUUGUCCUGCAGAAGACCAACAGCGAGAGCUGGGGCUUCAGCAUAGUGGGAGGCUAUGAGGAGAAUCAUGGGCAGCAGCCCUUCUUCAUCAAGACCAUCGUGCCUGGAACACCAGCACAUUUCGACGGGCGUCUCAAGUGCGGUGAUGAGAUUGUGGCUGUGAACGGCGCGACGACAGUGGGCAUGAACAACUCCUCGCUCAUCCCUCUGCUGAAGCUGCAGAGGAACAAGGUCACGCUGACCGUGGUGUCGUGGCCUGGCAGCCUGGUGUAGCUGCACUUAGUAUCAGCAUCCCAUAGUCAGUCUCCCCAUUCCAUCUGUUAUGCACUCGCAGCAGAGGUAUUGGCCUGCUCCACUGGCCAGUUAAUAGUCUGCAAUAGUGCCACAUUUAUCCACUGUGCGUUGGUGUUAACACAGCCAAUGAUUGACAUUGCGCAAUAACCACGACCAUUUAGGGUUCAAAGUUCGUUUUCAUCACUAAUACUGUGUUGUACAAUUCAGUAGAUGAUAUAAGGUGAAUAUGACCUGUACUGUAUAUGAUAUACUUGGAACAGUACCUGUGGAUGGUGCUGUAGAAUUGGGUUUAUUUAAAUUAUUCUAGUGCAAAACCCUGAGCACCAAGGGUCUCCUUGUGGGUCGAUGUCCUUUCACCCUGGAAACGAGCUGACCUCAGGGUAGUUGUUUUGCCACAUCCCUCUACCUUGAGUAGGUAGCUGUAGGUUCUUCUCCUCACACACGAGAUGAUGAUGCUUGUUCUAAGACAGCUAUGUCAUAAUGGUGAAAGAGAACAGUAUUACCGCUAACCCAACAGCCAAUUCUUUAAUACGAUGUGCCUGCAGAAAAUGGAGGCAAGUUUGACAAUCCAGUGAAGGUGAAACUCCCUCUCGUGGCGUGACGGUGUUUAGUGCUUCUAUGCCACAUCUUCCAAAUGACAAGAAAGUGGGAUUUAUUGAUCCACAAUUCUCCUGUCUGUCUUGUAAGUCAGUUGAGCAUUUCCAUUUGUAAAAUGCUUCAAAUCCUUUGUUAAAACAUUAACACCCUUGCCCCCCCACCCCACCCACUAAUUUGUUUCUGUAAUUUGUUUUUGUGUCUCAAAGUACUUGAUAAUAUGUUGUUGGGGUUCACAAAUUAGUGCAAGGCCUCUAUGAUCUAGAUAAGUCCCACAACUACGACCUCAGAAACCCCCAUUUUAGUGGAUUUCUUCUCAACAACCAGUUAGAACAAACAAUGAAGUAUAACCAGAAGUUAUGAGGAACCUGGGCUUUUAUUUUUGUCUUGAAGUCCUGGAGCUGCUGGCCUCUCAUCUCUGCUGGGGUAUAAACAUACCAAAGUUAAAUAGCCUGCUUCAGCUUGCCUGUAUUGGUUGAUUGUAAUUUAGAUCAGCUUAGGCACACAGCUUUAUCCUCCUAUGCAUACAAUUAUGUAACUGUGCCUGGUGAACUACCCAGUCGAUCCAUUCUCUUUGAAGUGGCGCUCUGCUGGUAGCGAAUAGAGUGCGAUGGUUUGUUCUGAUUUGUUUCUUAUGAUUCAUUUGGGUGCCUUGUUUCUUACAGAGGAAAAGCAAUUCUUACCUGCCUUAAGGACCAAAAAAAAAAAAAAGACAUAAACAUGAGUCUCGG